CGUGAAAUUAGGUAACUAAACAACCCCGAAAAAUGCGUAUCCCGUACAUACCAGAAUGUUUUAUGUACCUGUUAUUAGCAACGUCUUAUAUUGAAGCUUACAACAUUCUCAUCCUGACACCCAUCACCUCGCCGAGUCACAGUUUUGUGUUUAAACCGUUGGUGGAAGCGUUGGUAGAACGUGGGCAUCUCGUUACCUACUGGAAUGGAUUGCAAUCAAGUAAAUCGGGUUCAUCAGACAGCAGGGGCAAAUUACGUCUUUUGAUGUCUCCGAAUCUCGUGAAGAUGAACACCCAACACGAAAUUGAUUUUAACGAUCGCGACAGCCAGUUCACUCUGUUUUUCCGAUUGCCACGCACAAUGGUGACAUAUUGCAGGGUUGUGUACGAAGAUCCUGUUUUUCACCAGCUGAUGCAUUCGAAGGAACGAUAUGAUUUGAUUAUCGUCGACGGAUUUGUCAAUGAUUGCAUUUUGUUUUUGGCCGAAAUCCUUGAUGUCCCUUUCGUCUAUUUAAGCUGUUUGGCCCCUCCACCGUGGCUUUUGUAUCAAAUCGGCUCACCAUUGGCUCUAGAACAAUUUCCAAAUCCUGUAGGACAUCGAGAUAAGAUGAAUCUUUGGCAGCGUUUGUUCAACAGUGUAACGACUGUUCUUGCUAUUUACAUUCACCGUUGGCUUAUUUUACCUCUCAUCGAAAACGUGGCAUCCCAGACGCUGGGAAUCAACAAUUUAACGUCUAUUGUGGAAAUCGAAAACCGUUAUUUGAGUUUACUAUUAGUCAACAGUCAUUUUAGUGUCAAUUAUCACCUGCCAACCGCUUCGGCUGUCGUACAAGUCGGUGGGAUUCAUAUGAGUGGAAAGCGAGAAUCAACCAAAUUAUCCAAGGAAUUGGCUGCAUUUCUAGACGAUUCGGGUGAUGCUGGAUUUAUCAUUCUCAGUUUUGGUUCCAUGAUACGGAGUGAUGGACUUCCAAAACAAUUCCGUCGAAUUUUCCUGUCAACUUUUGCCCGGUUACAGCAGCGCGUCAUCUGGAAAUGGGAAAACAACAGUAUAUUCGAUGAAGCCGGGGAAGCAAUCCCGAAUAAUGUUAAAACAAUUUCCUGGUUACCACAACGAGAAUUGCUAAGCCACCCUAAAAUUCGAUUAUUCAUUUCACAUGGUGGUCUGUUGAGUCAGUUUGAAACUGUUUAUCACGGCGUUCCGUCCAUUUGUCUGCCUGUCUGGGCCGAUCAUCCGAUCAAUGCCCAGAAAUCCGAAGACGAUGGAUACGCAAUCCGUAUAAAUUGGGGUGAUCUAACCGAAGAAAAGCUUUACAAUGCCAUCCAGCUCAUGCUUACCAAUCCGAGCUAUAGCCAAAGGGUGAAACAAGUUUCUGCACUAAUGCACGACGAGAUAAACAAUCCACUGGAUCGAGCUAUUUUCUGGAUCGAAUACGUCAUUCGUCACCAAGGCGCACCUCAUUUACGUAAUGCUUCGCGCGAACUUGCUCUUCCACAACGGGCCCUUCUCGAUGUUUUGUUAAUAUUGUUAGUCGCCAUUUUUGCCGUUGCUUUUAUUGCAUUGCGUCUAUUUCAUUUUUGCUAUUCUCUAUGUCGCCGGAAAAAGAUUCCUGUUGCAGCAAACAAGAAAGAAAAUUAA
Molecule: messenger RNA, 1634 nt
Organism: Daphnia carinata
Lineage: Eukaryota; Metazoa; Arthropoda; Branchiopoda; Diplostraca; Daphniidae
Product: UDP-glycosyltransferase UGT5-like
Exons: 3
Coding region: 33-1634 (533 amino acids)
Molecular function (GO): UDP-glycosyltransferase activity
Source: RefSeq, a predicted model, not a curated record